AUACACAAGUCUCAGAAUCGGUUACUAAAUUCCUAGAUUCUUAAUUCAAUUACCCUUUUUUGAUCUUAAAAAGCACAGAGAGAGACUAAAAACAGAUUGAAUCAUUGAAAAUGAGUGAGAAGAACAAAAAGAGCAAUGGCGAGCAGCAUAAGGAGGAGGAUGGAAGCGAGAGCAAGAAGAAAGAGAGCGGAGGAAACGCCACCGUCGUGCUCAAGAUCGACCUGCAUUGCCAAGGCUGCACUUCCAAGAUUUUGAAGUGCAUUCACACUUUCGAAGGUGUGGAGACGGCUGAUAUCGGCAACGGACAGAUCACUGUCGUAGGGAAGAUGGAUCCGGCUAAGCUCCGGGAAAGGGUGGAGAAGAAGACUCUCAAGAAGGUUGAAGUGGUUAUGCCGACCAAAAAAGGGGACGACAAAGACAAAGACAAAGCCAAAGCCAAGAAUGUGGAGAAGAAGAAGGAAGAUAAUGCCGAGAAGAAGAAGGAUCCGCCACAAGAAAAAAACACCGCCAAUAAAUCCGAUGAGAAGAAGUCCAAGGACAAAGAGCCUUCUGUAACAACGGCGCAGUUGAAGGUGCACUUACACUGCGAGGGCUGCAUCCAGAAAAUCCAAAAAAUCAUAGUGAAGACCAAAGGUUACAAAGACAUGAAGAUCGACAAGCAGAAGGAGAUUGUGACGGUCACGGGAGUAGUAGACAUGAAGGCGUUAGCCGAGGCACUGAAGAAGAAUUUGAAGAGGGAUGUGCAACUCGUGCCGGCCAAGAAGGAGGCCGUGAAGAAGGAGAAUCCCGGGGGCGAGAAAACGAAUAAGGGAAAGAGCGGAGGUGGAGAUGGCGGGGGGAACAACAAAAUGCAGGUCCAAGUUUUGAACCAAUAUCCGUACCCGUAUACGUACCCGAUAGUAUACGAGUCGGGUCAGUUCAACUACAGCCCCUAUGCCUACGGACCAAGCCAUGCCCCACAGCUUUUUAGCGAUGAGAAUCCUAAUGCAUGUAGUCUUAUGUGAAUUAGUGGGAUUCCAUUGCAUAAUUAUAUUUUUUAACUUUGACUAAAUAAUUCAA
This is a messenger RNA of Salvia hispanica, 1059 nucleotides long. RefSeq names its product heavy metal-associated isoprenylated plant protein 3-like. Gene Ontology annotation, molecular function: metal ion binding. The record is from RefSeq and is a predicted model, not a curated record. Lineage: Eukaryota; Viridiplantae; Streptophyta; Magnoliopsida; Lamiales; Lamiaceae.